AUGUCGUAUCCCGACAAGAGGACCGAUGACGAGUGGAGGGCUGUUCUGAACAAGGAACAAUUCCGCAUCCUCCGCCAAAAGGGCACGGAGGCCCCCGGCUCCGGCACCUUCGACAAGCACUACCCCUCGGAGGGCGUCUACGCCUGCGCGGGGUGCUCGGCGCCGCUGUACAAGGCCAACCACAAGUUCAAGUCGGGCUGCGGGUGGCCGGCGUACUUCGACUCGAUCCCCGGCGCCGUCGUGCGCCACGAGGACCGCACGCUCGGCAUGGCGCGCACCGAGAUCGUGUGCGCCAACUGCGGCGGCCACCUGGGCCACGUGUUCAAGGGCGAGGGCUUCGACACGCCCACCGACGAGAGGCAUUGCGUGAACAGCGUCAGCCUGACGUUUUCGGCGGAGGAUAAGGGGGAGGGUGCGGCGGAGGGCGGCAAGGUUGAGAGCAAGGCUUGA
This is a messenger RNA of Colletotrichum chrysophilum, 450 nucleotides long. RefSeq lists its product as uncharacterized. Gene Ontology annotation, biological process: protein repair; response to oxidative stress. Bases 1 to 450 code for a protein of 149 amino acids. Lineage: Eukaryota; Fungi; Ascomycota; Sordariomycetes; Glomerellales; Glomerellaceae. Gene Ontology annotation, molecular function: peptide-methionine (R)-S-oxide reductase activity. The transcript has 2 exons. The record is from RefSeq and is a predicted model, not a curated record.